AAUAUAUUUUUCUAGAUCCGUCACUAAUUACCUCGAAUAUUAAUUCAUGUCUUGCGAGGAAACUACUACAGAGCCGCCAUUGCUUAACUGAAUUAUUGUCAUCCAUCUCAAAUUAUAUAACCCAAAUAAUGCAUAAACUUCAAUCACCAGAAAAGACUUUUGAGUUUCCUAUAUUUUUCCAGGUUAAGAUAAUUUAUGAAGCUAAGUCAUUCAUUACUAGAGAAAGCAAUGACAUACAUAUAAACAUUGAAUGAUUUAUAUGACUUCUUUGAAAAUCCAUACCUUCCUCUACACAAAUUUUUGCUUUUCUACCUGCUGAAGUACCUUCACAACCAAGCCAUUUGUGCCUAGUUUAGCUUGUCGAAGGUCGUAACAUAAAUCGCUUUCUUGAGCUCGCAUACAAAGUGAAGGACCCUAGGCUGGACUUGGAAGAAGAUGAACAAGAACAAUUUCGAGCAAGCCAACCAAGAUCAAGAGGAAGUGUCAAACGAAGAACCUUUCUUACAAGAUGAAGAACAAGAUAUUGUACUAAAAAGAAAUGGAAGUCAUGAAUUUCUGAGUCAGACAUUACAGAGUACAACAAACUUAGCAAAUUUACUACCAACAGGAGCUAUACUAACCUUUCAUCUUCUUGUUCCUGCUUUCACCGAUCAAGGCGACUGCGAUUAUGUGAACCAUCUGAUGACUGCCAUCCUACUAGCACUCUGUGCAUCAGCAGUGUUCAUACUGAACUUCACAGACAGCUUUAAAGACAGAUGUGGAAAUGUCUCUUAUGGCUUUGCAACCUUCAAUGGUUUGUGGUUGGUAGAUAGUUCGACAUCACUGCCACCGCGACUAGCUUCUAGGUACCGCCUUAGAGUCCUGGAUUUUGUGCAUGGUUUCACGUCAGUGCUUGUUUUCACUGCAAUUGCAUUGUCAGAAAACAACACAGUAAAAUGCUAUUUCCCAGCACCUUCAAGAGAUUUGCAGCAGAUACUUACAGCACUUCCUGUUGGAAUCGGAGUUGCUUCGAGCUUCUUGUUUGUUUUGUUCCCUACACAGCGCCAUGGAAUUGGUUACACCCUGCAGGCUAGAUGAUCUCCUUGGUUAAAGCUCAUACACAUUCUCCACAAUACGAAAUAUUAAUGAGUUACCGAGUACUUCUAUGGCAUUGUUUUACGCCGAAUUGCCAAUUCAACAUGUAAGCUAGAGAUUAAUCAAUGUUCAAGUAAGCUCAUGAUCUGUUCAACUUGAGAAGAAAUUAUACUCUUUACA
Beta vulgaris subsp. vulgaris (sugar beet) is the source of this 1254-nucleotide messenger RNA. RefSeq lists its product as hypothetical. The coding region runs from base 436 to 1077 and encodes 213 amino acids. NCBI's taxonomy places the organism in Eukaryota, Viridiplantae, Streptophyta, Magnoliopsida, Caryophyllales, Amaranthaceae. Gene Ontology annotation, biological process: endomembrane system organization. The transcript has a single exon. The record is from RefSeq and is a predicted model, not a curated record.